CCAUCAUGCAGUCUCAGCAAACUCCUCGGUAUGUAAGCUAGAAGAGAUGGCCUGUUGUUUAGGCACUUGCUGGACAGACCGAUGGCUAGACCUCUAUGCGAUAGAUGUAGAACAACACAAACAACAACUUGGACUAAACUUGCACGACGGUAGUCGGCAGUACGCCUUAAAAUCAGAGAAAUGUCUCGACACGUUUGGCCUUCCAAUACGCUAUCUACGUAGCACUUCACUCACCCUGAUCAUCUUAGCACAUGAAUACAGGCAUAUAUGUCAGAUACACGCAAAGUACAAUAACUUGGCUUCACAGCGAUCUUGGUGGAAUCAAUCACGUCUUCACGCAGAACUAGUGCUUGGAGAGUCAAUUCAAUACGAGUCGGAAACUCCCGAGGUCAUCUUUACCGGCCGAUGUGGUCUUACUGGAGAGAAGUUCGGAAUUUUUCUAGUCAAUAUGAUUAUUAUAUUUCUCUUGCACAAGCACAUACGACCACAGGAUCUUGAGACCACGGCUUCCCGUUCGCUCAGCCCUAGUUAAGCAAGAUACCGGCGGAUUAGUAGUCAGGUGGGUGACCACUGGCGAAUCCCCGCUGUUGUAUGUUUUUUUGUUUCUUUCGAAAGAAGAUCAUUAGGCCGAAAAUAGGCGUACUUGUUAUUUUUUUGUCUUCCCGCAGAUGCUGUUUCGCAUGGUCGAACUUCUUUGACGUCGAGAUAGGUAGUAAAGAGUAGGCAAUAAUUGUGGUUUCAUCGUG
Alternaria alternata is the source of this 746-nucleotide messenger RNA. RefSeq lists its product as hypothetical. The coding region runs from base 47 to 532 and encodes 161 amino acids. The record is from RefSeq and is a predicted model, not a curated record. Lineage: Eukaryota; Fungi; Ascomycota; Dothideomycetes; Pleosporales; Pleosporaceae. The transcript has 4 exons.